AUGAGGCAGGAUGCCCAGGCGGAAAAGGAUGUACGUGCCACGCGAUUGAAAUUCAAGCGACGGCCUAAACGCAGGCACACAGAGCUGGAGGACUCUCCAGAUUCACCGCCACGUCCACCAGAGUCGCCUCCUGCUCCCAAAAAACAAGGGGACCCUGACACUCGACCGCAUUACGAGUUUGGGCCAUCGAUAAACGGAUACCGUUUUGUCACGCCGGACCCAGAUCAGAAGCCAUUUCCGAAUGUGAAUUAUUACCGCCAUAUUAACGGGUACGCUGCGGAGCUGCCUGAGCUGCCCCAGAAAGAGGAUCCAUACAGGGUUCGUAGAAAUGAUUACGAAGAGUACGUCAAACGAUGGCAAACCGUUGAUCUGGAGCACGAACUGCCGCCUAUGCCUGUUUGCGGCGGAGAAGUGAGCCCUCAGAGCGUGAGCGAAUUCAUCCCACGGAAUCAGCUUCGAUUGGAAAGGAUCCGAUGGCACCCUGAUAAAAUCCUACGCCGUGUCAGCGAGAGCAGACGACCUGUCCUUGCCGAGAUGGUGACCAGAACAUUCCAAGUGAUCAACGAACUAUACGAGAACGCAUCCAAAUAA
This is a messenger RNA of Ogataea parapolymorpha DL-1, 591 nucleotides long. RefSeq lists its product as uncharacterized. The record is from RefSeq and is a predicted model, not a curated record. Bases 1 to 591 code for a protein of 196 amino acids. NCBI's taxonomy places the organism in Eukaryota, Fungi, Ascomycota, Pichiomycetes, Pichiales, Pichiaceae. The transcript has a single exon.